CAUUCCGCGUAGCCGCGCGGACGUCGCGUAGCUCCGUAGACCGCUACGAUAAAAUAGAUCGUGUUUGGUUUAAUAUCCUAUAAAAUACGCAAGUGCACUCGUGCGAAGCUAGAGCGAUGCGAGUCCACUAGUUUUUAAAUAACAAAGCUAGUAUGGAGAUUGGAGAGAUUGUAAACAAAUUGUAAAGAAAAAGAACUACAUAUAAGCCAUAUCUAUGCAAGAAUACUAACUUGUAGUCCCUUGUAGUCAUGUCAAACGAAAUGAAGUCUGCCUCGAUGGAGCUGGGGGGCUCUCGCUCGUGGUGCAGAAGAGAUAAUGAUGUGAAGAUUGAGUUCGGUUUCGGAGUGCCUCUGGGAGCAAUGUCGGCGCAUCCUGUAUUCCACUCUGCGUGGGACAUUGGGUGCCCAAGUUCUGGCUUCCACCAAAUGGCCAGAAUGAUGGAUCGCAUGAUGUCGGAGAGCUUACAGCCAUUCGGCUUUGCGCGGCUCUCCACGCGGCGGGGCAGUGACAAGGCCGACGACGGCCCGCCCAGGGACGGAUUGAGGACUGAGAAAAGCGACAACAGAAGGGAAAGGGCCAGAAAUCCCAAUACACAUGCCGGUAAUGGCACGAAUCAUCCACCUACGCAAGUCGUUAAACCAACUCCGGUCAACACAUUUCAAGAAACCCCGUCAGACCAGGCCAAACAGAUCAAUCCCACUACAGAAAAAUGGGCAGGAACAUUAAGAAAACGAGAUCCCGACAUCCAGCCAACCCUACCAUCAAUCGUUACCAGGAAAACGUCAUCAACCUCUGUGAGCAGUGGAAGAAAAACACGAUCGGUUGAAAGAAUGCCUCGAAGCAGAAGACAGCUCGUACCAAUUAAACCUAUCGUGAGAAAGACAGAUGUACAUGCAGAAGGAGAUGCCACUAUGCUAGAAAGAGACGAAAAGAUUUUUAACACGUCGGGUUAUGAAAUACAUUUGGUGGAGACUUUGGAGAGAGAUAUUUUGCAGAAGAAUCCGGAUGUUCGCUGGAGAGAUGUGAUUGGAUUGGACGACGCGAAAUCCGUGUUGCAGGAAGCCAUGGUACUGCCGCUCGUAAUGCCUGAUUAUUUCAAGGGCAUCCGUCGUCCUUGGAAAGGCGUUCUGCUGACCGGCCCUCCGGGAACAGGGAAAACGCUACUCGCUAGGGCAGUGGCAACGGAAUGUCGGACCACGUUUUUCAAUGUGUCAUCGGCAACACUCACGUCUAAAUACCGCGGUGACUCUGAGAAGCUGGUCAGACUCCUGUUUGAUAUGGCAUCCUUCUACGCGCCCAGUACGAUAUUCUUGGACGAAGUGGACUCGCUGUGCGCAGUCAGAGGGGCAGACUCUGAACACGAAGCUUCUCGGAGAUUCAAAGCUGAACUCCUUAUACAAAUGGACGGAUUGGCGGCUGUAUUCAACCAAGACAAGGUAAUAAUGGUGCUAGCGGCCACCAACCAUCCGUGGGACAUCGACGAGGCCUUCAGGCGGCGAUUCGAAAAGAGGAUUUACGUUGGCUUGCCUGAUGAGGUGACCAGAGUGAAACUGCUAAGGACUUGUCUUCGUGAAGUAGCACUGGCAGAUGAUGUGGACUUGUCAGAAUUAGCGGCGAAGCUUGACGGGUACAGCGGCUCUGACAUUAACAAUCUUUGCAGAGACGCAGCUAUGAUGACAAUGCGCCGCAAGAUAGCCGGCAAAAGCCCCGACCAGAUUCGUCGCCUUAAACGCUCCGAACUUGAAGCACCAGUAUCAAAAGAAGACCUCAACGCGGCUAUAGAGAAAACUCGACGCACCGUCACUCAAGCGGAUGUAGCGCGUUACAAUACUUGGAUACAGAAGCAUGGCUGCUCCUAGCAUAGAGCCAAAGCGCUGAGAGCGCUCUUGAGGUGUAUCCGCCACUCAUAGAAGUAUAGCUACUUGUGAGACUACCAAUUGCGAAACAAAAUGUGGGUGUGAUAAGACUAAAAUUUUAUCGAAGUUAUAUUAAGAGGGUAACGUCAUAUCUAUCUACGGAUAACAUACGGCUAAUUUGUAGUGUUUUAUAUAAAUUAAUAAUAAAGUCUUAGAAAUAUUUAAUGAAACUUUUGCGUGCGGAAUAGCUGAAAAAACCUCUAGAAGCAAUCUAAGUACACCAUAAAGAAUAUAGGAGCAAACAUCAUUUUACUAUAACAAUAAAAUUCCGAUAUGGUUGGUUAGCAGACAUGGUAGAUUUUGAUAGUAGGAAGGUAUGUGAUUUUUUUUUACAAUUGAACUGAAAGGGUUUCUAGAAAUAAAAGUAACUGUUUUGAAUAAAAUAGCUUUAUUGAGGAAUGGCAUAAAUGUGAUUUUUUACUAUGUUGCCUGUAGUUGUAUGCGCUACGUUAUAUAGAUAAAUUGAUACUACCUACUACGUGCUUUUGUACAAAUGUGAAAUUUAAUAAAAACUAUGUUUACAGAU
Maniola jurtina (meadow brown) is the source of this 2442-nucleotide messenger RNA. RefSeq names its product katanin p60 ATPase-containing subunit A1-like. Gene Ontology annotation, cellular component: microtubule cytoskeleton. Lineage: Eukaryota; Metazoa; Arthropoda; Insecta; Lepidoptera; Nymphalidae. Gene Ontology annotation, molecular function: microtubule severing ATPase activity; ATP binding; ATP hydrolysis activity. The transcript is spliced from 9 exons. Gene Ontology annotation, biological process: microtubule severing. The record is from RefSeq and is a predicted model, not a curated record. Bases 249 to 1859 code for a protein of 536 amino acids.